Messenger RNA from Brettanomyces bruxellensis, 528 nucleotides. RefSeq lists its product as uncharacterized. Gene Ontology annotation, molecular function: nucleic acid binding; zinc ion binding. NCBI's taxonomy places the organism in Eukaryota, Fungi, Ascomycota, Pichiomycetes, Pichiales, Pichiaceae. The transcript has a single exon. The record is from RefSeq and is a predicted model, not a curated record. The coding region runs from base 1 to 528 and encodes 175 amino acids.
AUGCCCGAUAACACUGAUAAAAAAAAAUUGUACAGCGAAAUCAUACAGCUCAAUCAGAGUAUAUCCACCUUAGCACUGAAGGUAUCAUCAAAGGAGAAGGAGCUCACAAAAGAAAAAUGUCUCUACGAUGAAAAAAUUAGGAAGCUUGAUGUGUACUUAGAACAAAUACGGAAACUUCUCGGUAUAAAUACUUCAAAUGACGAAGUCGUACACAUCGAAGACGUUUUGGAUGCUCAGGAAAAGGUUUCACGAGAAUAUCCAAAUAUGAUCGUCAUUCCAAAAUCAUCUUUCAAAAAAACAAAACACGAUGGUUUAAAUUCAACCACAAUCCAAGAAAAGACAGACAAUAAUAAUCCAAAAUCAAACUAUAUUGGCUCAAAUAUUGGAUAUAAUUCAGCACUUCAUACAAGUCAAAGAAAAAGGAAAGGUUAUAAAUCUAAAAAGAUUACAUGCUCGUAUUGCAAAAAAGUGGGACACAAAAGAGCUGAAUGUCCGAAAAUAUACCUCGGAGAAUCGCUUGGUUUAUAA